AUGUCCACAGAAGUUGUUCGCGAAACCAAAGUCCUCUUGACUCCGCAUAACUACGCUCUCUGGUUAUUACCGAUGGAAGCAAGGCUCUUCAAAUUGAAACUCCUUGAUAUCGUUGAAAUUCAAGCUGAAGUUACUGAAAAAGAAGAAGCGGCAUCGAUUAAAUCUAACAAUGAUGCAUACGCCGAAAUCAUAUCGUACGUUGGUCAGGAAGUGCUCGGUUUUGUCAGUUCUGCUCUCCCUGCAUCCCCUCGCUUCAACGGCUGUGGACUUUGGAAACUGUUGAAAUCUCAAUAUGCCGGCGACGACCUCACAUCUCAAACGACAGCACUUGAUCAGUUCCUUCAUCUUGAUUUCUCAUCAAUCGCGAAGUUCAUUCCAUCUGUUCGAUCGGCCAAUCAAAAAAUAACGAUGUCUGGUCUCAUCUUGGACGAUCGCGUCCGAACAAUUUUGAUGUUGAAAAAGUUACCAUCGGACUAUCGCUCGUUUCGCGAUAUUGUCUCGAUGAAUUACGGUUCCGAGACGUUUGAAUCGGUCAUUAAGAAGCUUGAGAGCUAUGUAGCUCAAAAUGACCUUGAUAAGAAAACAUCAGCAACAUCUUCAACUCCGCUACAGUCUCUGCUCACUCGAUCAAACGAUCAAUCCCCUGUGAAUUCAACGCUCUGCGACCAUUGCAAGAAACCUGGUCAUCGCAUCAACAACUGCUGGGCUAAGUAUCCAGAGAAAGCCCCCAAAUCACACUCAGCACACUUAACCGUUCAAGACAACUAUAAUCAACUAAGCGAUCCGACUGAUUUCUCUCUUUUCAGAACAGCUGACGGCGUCCUUCAUCACAUUGACGAAGUGAAGUAUGAAGGUGUCCGAUAUUUCUAAUCAAAAAUCAAUCUCACCCUACCAAUCAUUCCCUUCUCUUGCUUUCUAUCCUCACCAUCACUACACAUUGUUUUUUAAGGUUUUUUAGUCCUGAGUAGCGGGGGGUGUUGAAAUUCUGUCUCUUCCUUCUCAUUCCUAAAAAACCAUUCCUCAAUUGUCAAUGUUUAUACAAAAUAAUAUACAUGUUUUGACUAUGUCUUGUCCUUGUCUGAGUGGCAUCUUUUCUUUUGUCUAGUGCUGAAAUCCCCGUAGUCUUCGAACCUGGGUCUAGUCUUUAUCAAUAAGAAUUUGCUCCUGUCAAUGUUUCUUACAUGUUUCAAACUGUUAUUCAUUUUUAUAUUCAAUUUCUUCUCAAACCACAUGUUGAACAACUUGUAUGUAGACUACUUAACGACUAGUCUCUGCUAAGGAAAAAUAUCAUCGGUUCUCUCCUUC
This is a messenger RNA of Puccinia graminis f. sp. tritici CRL 75-36-700-3, 1305 nucleotides long. RefSeq lists its product as uncharacterized. The transcript has a single exon. Lineage: Eukaryota; Fungi; Basidiomycota; Pucciniomycetes; Pucciniales; Pucciniaceae. Gene Ontology annotation, molecular function: nucleic acid binding; zinc ion binding. Bases 1 to 870 code for a protein of 289 amino acids. Gene Ontology annotation, cellular component: ERMES complex. The record is from RefSeq and is a predicted model, not a curated record. Gene Ontology annotation, biological process: phospholipid transport; mitochondrion organization.